Lymnaea stagnalis (great pond snail) is the source of this 1067-nucleotide messenger RNA. Lineage: Eukaryota; Metazoa; Mollusca; Gastropoda; Lymnaeidae. The record is from the annotation of a GenBank genome assembly.
AUCAAAUGCACCACCGUCCACUCAGAACCCGGUGGUCAUCCGGUGGGUGCCAGAUCCACUGUCCAGUGCCCGGCCGGUCAGGUCAUGACGGGAUGCAAUGUGUACACGCCCAACGCUAAAGCUGCCGGGGCCUUCAUUGAGAGUAAGCCUAUCUACCUUCUGCAGUGCUGUGUUAAAUUGUUUGGUCUGAAUGUCAUGGAUAGGAUUGUGUAAAUUAAAAGUGUUUUACUGAAUAUGUUUAAUCCUCACUAACAACAGGUAAUACGGGUAACACUACCAUCAAGUAACAUUAGCAAUAUAACAUCAACAAACAGUGGUAAUAGAUGGCGAUUAGUUUUGUCGUUUCCCACACAUACGACUAUGAUGGGGAUAAGUUGUCAUGAUAUUAUAAAAAAUCCUUGAACCUCGAAACAGGGGCGUAGCUCGGAUUCGUGUUAUGCGUGGGGGGUGGGAUUGGGGACAGGAUUUUGUCGCACUCUUUCACAACCACAACUCUGCAAUUGGUCCAAAAUGGCGCCUAGCCAAAUAAAGAAAAAGAGAUCCUCCCGUGUUGGACCUCAGACCAGCUUCAUACGCCUCUGCCUCGAAAGUCCUCGACACCGAUGAUCUUAGAGCUUGUAAUAUGAACUCUUCAUCGUGUAAUCGUUCUCUGUUCAUACCAAUUCUGUCAGGUAAUGUUGAAUUGCACCAUAUAUCAGCACACACUCACAUUUAAAAAAAAAUCAUUACCAAGGCUGCUAUGUUAUUUUUUUUUAGAAUUGUGUUUUUUUUUUUUUUUUUUGGGUUUUUCCCGGGUUUGGAUUUUUUUUUUUUUUAUUGGGUUGUUUCCCGGGUUUGGGCUGGGAGGGGGGGGGUGGGUAUUAAGCAGUUAAUUGUUACUCAUUUUAUGAUUUUCGGAAGAAAGAGGGUUUUUUUUUUUAUAUAUACAUAACGAUUAUCUUAACACAAUAAUCAUCUUGCUCUCCCUAGCAACCAACGGAGUCGAUCACUGCGUUGCUGUCAAUGGCUACGAGAGGUUUGGAAAUGAGGGAGGUGUUGUAGCGUACGCCACUUGCUGCCACGUAUAA